This is a messenger RNA of Schistocerca piceifrons (Central American locust), 1720 nucleotides long. Its product is annotated as protein takeout-like. The transcript is spliced from 5 exons. The record is from RefSeq and is a predicted model, not a curated record. The coding region runs from base 2 to 775 and encodes 257 amino acids. NCBI's taxonomy places the organism in Eukaryota, Metazoa, Arthropoda, Insecta, Orthoptera, Acrididae.
CAUGAGGACCCCGGCGGAGGCAGCGUCAGCGGCGUCAGCCCUUUUGGUGGCGGCGUGCGCAGUCGCGGCAGCGGCGGCACCCAACGAGCUCCCAAGCACUUUCAAAUUAUGCCACCGAAGCCAGCCAGAUGUUGCUCAGUGCCUUACAGAUGCAUUCCAAUCAGCUAUACCAGAACUUAAGAAAGGGCUUCCAGCAUUUGGAGUCUACUCAAUAGAUCCACUGAAGGUAACACAAAUGUUGAUUGAUCAAGGAGAUGGACCAGUUAAUAUCAAAUUGGAUUUCACUGAUCAGACAUUCACAGGAUUUGGAGACAUCACUGUGAAAGACUUAAAGGUUAAUCUGGACCCAGACAACUUCCAUAUUGAUGCUAAGGUAUCAAUUCCCAAUUUGGACCUAAAAGGAAAAUAUCAAAUUGAUGGGAAAGUCCUUGUGCUACCAAUACAAGGGAAAGGAAACAGUGACCUGACAUUAAAGGAUGUAAUCUGCGAUGUAGUCAUGACAGGAGAACCAGUGGAAAAGUCUGGUGAAAAGUAUGUCAACAUCAAAGACUUCAAGAUUAAUUUUGAAACCAGCCGCCUUUAUCUUACUUUUGAAAAUCUUUUCAAUGGUGAUAAGGCGUUAGGGGACAACAUGAACAAUUUCAUCAAUGAGAACUGGGAUGUGAUCUUAAAAGAACUGAAACCAGGCAUAUCUGAUGUUCUUGGAGCCAUUUUCCAGGAUAUAUCAAAUAGAAUAUUUUCAAAGGUUCCCUAUGACAAAAUCUUUUUGCCUUAAAAAUUCUUCCGGUGUUAUUCAUUCUACAAACCUAGACAAACUGGUGCUGCACCUUUGCUGAUAGAAAAAGACAGAGUUCCACUAUUGUGAAAUUUAUUCUAUAUAUAGGCGUCUGAUCAUUGUGCAUGAUUUGAAUAUUACUAGUCAAAUAGAGCAUCAUUUUGUAACCUUACUAUGUAUGCAUCAUGUAACACAAAAGAACAAUGUAUUACAAAUACUUACUACAGUGUAAUGAACUAUGUAAUCCAAGUAAGAGAUUUGAGUUAAUGAAUGAAUGAAAAGCAACAAAUAAAUAAAUAAGCUGUACAAUACAAUUCUUGGUAUUCGAUGUAAUUCAUUUUUGUCAGGUGCCCAUCAUUCAUGCAUAGACAUUGCCUCGAGUUAAAAAUCGUCCUCCCUGUAGCAGAUUUACUCAUUCUAGCAUGCUAAAUUCUUUCCCAAUCCAGUUUCCAGUCUUCAUUUGCAUUUCCACACUCUUUAAUACCUUGGGUUCCAUCUGAAAAUGUGUCAUUCUGUCCUGAAGAUUAAACACCUUGUAUGGAGUAUCAGCAUAUGACUAAUGAACAUCUAAUAAUAGCUACAGUAACUAUAAGUAGAUAGAAAAAAUCAGUAUACACAUACAUACAGGUACAUAACUGAUUCAUUUUUAUUAUUCAUCAUCCUUUCCAUUGUGUGUGUACAAAAAUUGUAAGGAGUGAAUUGGCACUUCUGUUAUCAACACAGGAACUGGCAUCUUCUCUGAACAUAUUUAUAUCUUAAUGUGUUUUUUACUAAGACAUCUGUUUUAUGGAAAACAAUGACACUAUGUAAUAAGGUGAACUAAAUGUACCACAAGACAUGUUGCAACCCAUAUAUGUCGAAUAAUAUGUCUAAUUAGUUUAGUUUUAUAUAUAUAUCUGCUAAGAGGCAGAAAUGUUAGCAUAAAAAUAAAAUUCAUAAAAUAUU